Molecule: messenger RNA, 1230 nt
Organism: Closterium sp. NIES-67
Lineage: Eukaryota; Viridiplantae; Streptophyta; Zygnematophyceae; Desmidiales; Closteriaceae
Source: the annotation of a GenBank genome assembly
AGAAACAUUUUCCUUGCCUCUACUCAGAAAUCCCCGGGAUUCCCUGUACUUAGCCCGUCAGUUUCUGUUCUGAGCCAAUCACGAGCAGCUGCGGAUUGUUGAUCACGAGCCACGUCAGCACUCAUGCGCAGGCCGAUAGGAACUUCGUAUCCGGGCGCGCCGCGAGCAGGAGACAGUAAUAGCAGCUUCGUGCGAUUGUAUAUAGACUCGCUCAGCCUGCCGACUCGGGGGUUCCUCUUAUCUCUCGCCAUCCUAGUAACCGCGCUCGUCCUCCUAAGCGCUCGGCGCGACUCGUCGUCCGCCGCCUCCGCGCCGUCGCGCGGCGGCGACCCCGCGACAAUGGCGGCGCCGAGUUUUGCGGAGGUGAUAGUGGAGGAGAGGGAGAUGGUAGUUAAUCUCCCGCCGGAAAUCGCGGACGAGGAGGGGCGGCAGCGCGUGACGCUGCGGUACCUGGAAGGUUCCAGGAAGGCGACGGAAGGAGGCGGAGGAGGCGGAGGAGGAGGCGAGGGUGUGGAAGGAGCCUCGGGAAUGACCGUGGUGCUGCUCCAUGGGCGCGCGUUCGAAGCCAAGACGUGGAAGGAUAUUGGCACCAUUGACCACCUGGCGGCAGCAGGGCACAGGGUCAUUGCAGUCGACCUGCCGGGUGGCAAGGGCCGCACCUCGGACAGCCUCUCCACGAGAGCAGCACACGAGGGCUUUCUUGCUGUGUUGUGGCAGCACUUUGACCUCACCAACCGCUCUGUCCUCGUCUCGCCGUCUCUCAGCGGCCGCUACAGCCUGCCGUUUGUGGCUCAGCAGAGCCGGCUGAAAACCGGGCGGCAGCUGGGCGGCUACGUGCCGGUGGCACCCGUUAUGGUCAAUUCUUACAGCGACAAGAUAUCAGGGAGUGAGGUGCCAGCGCUGGUGCUGAAUGGGGAGCGGGACAACCCCGAGAGGGCUCAUUUUCUGGCCGGGCUCUUUGUCAAUCACAGGGUGGUAAUAUUCAAAGGGGCGGGCCAUGCGUGCUACAUGGAUCAGCCUGGCUUCUUCAACGACCUUGUUGGGCAAUUUGUGAUGCAGCGAGCUGUUCCAGCUAACUUGCAAUAAUCUUAUUCUAAGUGUUGCGACCUAAGGUUUUCAGACCCUCGUGUAUCUACGCUCCCACUCCAUAACGAGCCGUUUCGCUAUUCCCUGACGAGGUGUCGCGUCGUCGCAGCGCUGACAGCCAACGAAUAUCUCACCGACAUGAGU